Corapipo altera (White-ruffed manakin) is the source of this 3564-nucleotide messenger RNA. Its product is annotated as diacylglycerol kinase beta-like. Lineage: Eukaryota; Metazoa; Chordata; Aves; Passeriformes; Pipridae. The coding region runs from base 1 to 2628 and encodes 875 amino acids. The record is from RefSeq and is a predicted model, not a curated record. Gene Ontology annotation, cellular component: plasma membrane. The transcript has 24 exons. Gene Ontology annotation, biological process: diacylglycerol metabolic process; intracellular signal transduction; lipid phosphorylation. Gene Ontology annotation, molecular function: calcium ion binding; ATP-dependent diacylglycerol kinase activity.
AUGAGCGAUGGCAUGUGGAUCUCGCUCAGCCCCACCGAGUUUGCCCAGCUCCAGCAGUACACAGACUACUCCACUAAGAAGCUCAAGGAUGUCCUGGAGGAGUUCCAUGGGGACGGCGUCCUCUCGAGGUACAACCCCGAACAGCCCAUCGACUACGAGGGCUUCCGCCUGUUCAUGAAGACGUACCUGGAGGCAGAUGUGCCUGAGGAGCUCUGCCAACACCUCUUCACCUCCUUCAAGCGUAAGAUAUGCCAAGCCUCCCCCGAGACCCAGCGCCAGAGCCCCGGUGUCUCCCAGCACAGCACCCUCGGGAUCAAUGGGAAAGUGCUUCGAAGUGCCCUGGGACGACACACUCCUGAGCCCAAGAGCUGCCACAGCAACGUGGCUGAGCUGCAGCCAGUAUCCCUCACACCAGCAUCGAUCCCCAAUGCCUCCCCCAGCUGGUCCAGAUCAUCCUCCCAGAAGUCCACCACCGGCACCACUUCUGCUCACAACUCCUCAGGCUCUUCAAGGAUCUCCUCCGUGUCUCUGCUCAGCCCUCAGUCACCAGGCACGAGGGGCGUGGAGAAGAGGUUACCCUUCAGCCUGCGGAAGAGCCCCAGCUCCCUGAAAGCCACCCCCCCUCCACCCCCCACCGCCCUGGCCCAGGUGGUCCACCUGAAGGACAUUGUCUGCUACCUGUCACUGCUGGAGAGGGGACGAGCAGAGGACAAGCUGGAGUUUAUGUUUCGCCUCUACGAUACUGAUGGAAACGGCCUCCUGGACAGCUCGGAGCUGGAUCGUAUCAUCAACCAGAUGGUGCACGUGGCUGAGUACCUGGAGUGGGACUCCACUGAGCUGAAACCCAUCUUGAAGGCGAUGAUGGAGGAGAUAGAUUAUGAUCACGAUGGGACUGUGACGCUGGAGGAAUGGAUCCGGGGUGGCAUGACCACCAUCCCCUUGCUGGUCCUUCUGGGGAUGGAGACGAAUGUGAAGGAUGAUGGGCAGCAUGCCUGGAGGCUGAAGCACUUCAAGAAACCUGCCUACUGCAACUUCUGCCGCACCAUGCUGCUGGGGGUCCGCAAGCAGGGCCUCUGCUGCUCCUUCUGCAAGUAUACAGUCCAUGAGAGGUGUGUGUCCAAAGAGAUUGCCUCCUGCAUCAGUACCUACGUUAAAUCCAAGAGAAACACAAGCGUGAUGCAGCACACCUGGAUCGAGGGCAAUUCCCCCGUCAAGUGCGACAGAUGUCACAAGAGCAUCAAGUGCUACCAGGGCAUCACCGGCCUGCACUGCGUCUGGUGCCAAGUCACCCUCCACAACAAGUGUGCCUCCCAUGUGAAGCCAGAGUGUGAUGGGGGCCCACUGCGGGACCACAUCUUGUUGCCAUCCUACAUCUGCCCGGUUGUCCUGGACAGGCAGUCCCACUGCCGACGAUCAGAGAGCGACUCCCCUGCCAGCACCACCCCCGAGGACACCCAAGGCUUCAAGUUCAACUCCACCACAGUUGAUGGGCAAGGGCUGCAGAUCAGCCCCCGGCCCGGGACACACCCACUCCUGGUGCUUGUGAACCCCAAGAGCGGAGGAAGGCAAGGGGAGCGAGUCCUUCGGAAGUUUCACUACCUGCUCAACCCACGCCAAGUGUACAACCUGGACCGCGGCGGGCCCGCGCCAGGGCUGAACUUCUUUCGGGACACUCCAGAUUUCCGUGUGCUGGCCUGCGGAGGGGACGGCACGGUGGGUUGGAUCCUGGACUGCAUAGAUAAGGCGAACCUGGUGAAGCACCCGCCGGUGGCUGUCCUGCCCCUGGGAACGGGCAAUGACCUGGCACGGUGCCUGCGCUGGGGAGGAGGCUAUGAAGGAGGCAACCUGAUGAAGGUCCUGAAAGACAUUGAGCACAGCACGGAGGUGAUGCUGGACCGCUGGCAGAUAGAUGUUAUUCCCAGUGACAGGGAGGCCAAUGGAGAUCCCGUCCCAUCCACUAUCAUCAACAACUACUUCUCCAUUGGGGUGGACGCCUCCAUCGCCCACCGCUUCCACAUCAUGCGAGAGAAGCACCCUGAGAAAUUCAACAGCAGGAUGAAGAACAAGCUGUGGUACUUCGAAUUCGGAACAUCGGAGACCUUUGCAGCCACCUGCAAGAAGCUCCACGACUAUGUUGAGGUGGAGUGUGACGGGACCCUGCUAGACCUGAGCAACAUGUCCCUGGAGGGCAUCGCUGUCCUCAACAUCCCCAGCAUGUACGGAGGCUCCAACCUCUGGGGCGAGACCAAGAAGCAGCGUGGUUACAACCGGCUGGGCAAGAAGGCGCCGGAGAAGGUGCCCGGCACGGUGGUCACCGAUGCCAAGGAGCUGAAGUUCUGCGUGCAGGACCUCAGUGACCACCUCCUGGAGGUGGUGGGGCUGGAGGGUGCAAUGGAGAUGGGGCAGAUCUACACGGGGCUGAAGAGCGCGGGGAAGAGACUGGCCCAGUGUUCCUCUGUCACUAUCAGGACGUCCAAGCUGCUGCCCAUGCAGGUGGAUGGGGAGCCCUGGAUGCAGCCAUCCUGCACUGUCAAAAUUACACAUAAAAGCCAGGUGCCAAUGCUGCUGGGCCCGCCCCAGAAGAGCAGCUUCUUUUUCCUGAGGAGGAGAAGCCGAACUCGGGAUUAAACAGUAUCCAAGGAGCCAUAGCCUGGAGGUUUCUGGCAUUCCAGCCACCGCCUGCUGCAGGGGGUCCCCAAAUCCCAAUUCUGCUGCUGGGACAGAAACUCCCCCUCCAAACCCAGCAGGGAUUAUUUAUCCUGGGAGGAUCUUGGAGGCUCCUUCCCAACCACCUCAAGCAUCUUCUCCAUCUGGGAUGGAAACAGUGGGUGAAGGCAGACUGGCAUACAGGGAGCACAUUUGCUGGAGCAGCACUAGGACUGGGAUUUUUUUUUUCCCUUUAUUUAAAUACCCCCCAGCCGAGCUGCGAGUGAACAUGUUCCUGAGGCAAUGCCAAGCUCCACUUAUUUAUUUUUCACCCUCCUGAAGGCCAUUGGAUGUCUUGCUGUACUGGCUCUCUGUCCUCCAACCCUUGCAAUGGGAGGAUUAUUUAUUUCCUUAAACUAGAGGAGCCGUCUCAGCCACUCACCUCUCUGCUGUGGGGUUUAAGAGAGAUGCAAAGAGCCAUUGGUGCCAGCCUUGUGAGCCACAAGGCAUGGGACAGGCUGGGGACUGACCGUGCACAGGGACAACUGUGGGGUGGAUGGGGGGAGACUGUUUUGAUGGGGAAAUGGCAAAAAAAGGAAUUUUGGGGGGAGCUGCCAAUCCUGGGAAACCCCUGUGCCCCAGCUCUGGGCUUCAUGUUCAUAUUUAUGUAUUUAUUUAGCAAACUUUGGUGGAACUUUGGGGGGUCACCUUUUUAUGAGCCCAGGUUGGACACAGAUACCACCCCCCUUCUCUGCUGACUGUCCACCAUGGCACCUCCUUCCACAUGGACUUUCCUCUCUCCUAAAGCCUGCCAGCCAGCACCAGGGGCUGGGGACCCUGGGGAGAGACAUACAGCAGCUCUUCUCACUUGGAGGUGUCCUUGCUACUUUUCGACACAUCUGCCCAUGUGCUUCAUCA